Molecule: messenger RNA, 9739 nt
Organism: Diabrotica virgifera virgifera (western corn rootworm)
Lineage: Eukaryota; Metazoa; Arthropoda; Insecta; Coleoptera; Chrysomelidae
Exons: 4
Coding region: 77-796 (239 amino acids)
Source: RefSeq, a predicted model, not a curated record
GUAGACUUCAUGUUUAUCUGCAUCACAACAUAUUAAUUGUAAAAAUAUAUUACUAGACUUUAUUUAACUCAUAUCAAUGAUGAUAUCAUUCCCGAAUGCAGUACCUCGGCUACUCGCUCACAAACCAACCAAACCAAGAUGGUGGCAAAAACCAUGUGGUGAUCAGCAUGGAGAAUAUGAAUCGCCAUUCAACCCAGACGACUUCCAACAUUGGCACUUAAUUGAGCUUCACCAUUCAGUGUCCUAUAAAUUAAAGCAAUUUUUGAAUUUGGAUAAACGACUCUCCGCGAUUCAUCAUGACUUGAUUAAUCAGAAACUUGAUUUUAUGAGACCAAUAACCAAAUGGAAGGAAGCAUAUGACAGACUUAUGAAUCCAGAAAAAUGCCUAAGAGAUUUAAACGACGAUUUAACAAGAUGCCUUGGAGCACUUCAAAUAACAUACUCCUACCAGGAAGGCCGGGAAGAUACCUUAGAAUAUGAUGGUUUAUUCAAGUGGGCGGUACGCGAUUUAAAAAUAUUUAUGUGUAGACUUAAACUUCUAUUCAAGAUCACACUAAAAAAGGAGUUAAUAUAUCCAAAUCCAUAUGCUGAGGCACCAAAGGAGGACUUAGCCAAUCUCGAUGGUAAAUCUCGUCGGACUAAAAGAGUACAAAGAGACUAUGCCUUCUACCAUCACUACCUUAAAACAAUGGAAACUGCUGUCGAAUUGCUAAAAUUCUAUGUUACUUGUAAAGCUUCUAACUUUGAUCCAGCCCCAACAGUUAAACCGUCAGUUGCAAGAGAAAUCAUGAGAUAGAACAAUAAAGCAACCUAGUUACAUUUUGUUUAACCCUCUAACUGGUUAGAGAUCCCUGAGGGCUCCAUCGCUUAAUUAUUUAUCGAAGCCACAGUAAAAUUAACCCGUGUUGACCUGUCCCCCUCCCCCACUUGCAAAAAUUAAAAAACAAAUAGCCCUGAUUUAUGAGCUACUUAUGAGCUCUCAUAUUCCGCAAAUUAAAAAUUUUGAGCUCGUUCCGCUGAGGAAUUCCAACAGAAAUUUAAUAUUUUAGUGGGGGUACACUACUUAAAAAUAGGAAUAUUGAAUCGAUUUUUGCGGCAGAAUUACGAGCUAUCUAUGAGCUCUUAAAUUGAUAUAGUUUAGAUUUUUGAGCUCAUCCCCUUCACCCCCAAGCAACCCUUUAAUUGAUUUAACUUAAGAGAAAAAUGCUGAGAAAACUUAAAAUAUAUCGUAUUGCAAAUAUAAUUCCCAUAGCUUAUAUAUUCUAAGAAUAAACUAUUAAAUCACGUGCAUUUCGAUUAUUGAGCUACAACCCCUUCGCAAGAAAACUACCCCAUCUUUCCGGCUUCAGAGGAAAUUGUACUUAAAAUGCAUUAAAUUAAUUAUUUGGCGAAUACAUAUUUUUAAUAAUUUAUGAGCUCCCAAAUUACGCGCAUUUAGAUCAGUAAAUUGCAAUUUAUUUUGUACAGUGCAGUCACUCAAGGUAAAAAUCAACAAUUACCUUCAAUUUCGGUGAACCUUCAUCGAUUUUCACGAAAAUUGGUCAGUGGUUAGAGGAUACCUCAAGACACAAAGAUGACAUGGUGCCACCUUGCGCCUUUACCCUGAGGGUGGAUACCGCCCCUUUUUAGGGUAAAAAUUAAUUUAUAAAAAAUAACUGCACAAAUCAAUAAAAGGACAAAUUAUAAGCAAAAUUUGUUAUAUAAAGUUAUUAAAAUAAGUCAAUACUUUUUAAGUUAUUAAAGAUCAAAGAUUUUAAUUAUUCGCGAAAAAAAAUGCAUGUUUUGAAGCGGUUUUUCGUAAAUCACUGAAAAACUGUAAGUUUUUACAAAAAAGUUAAUAGCAGUUUAAUUCGUAUAUCUUAUAUUCUAAGAAUAAACUCUUAAAUCACGCCCAUUUCGACUAUUGAGCUACAACCCCUUCGCAAGAAAACCAUCCCAUAUUCCUGGCUUGAGAGAGUUGUACUUAAAGUAAAGUUAAGUAUUGUUGGAGUUAUUAUUUUAAAUAUGAUUUAAAAAAAUCAAAAUUUUUCAAAUUUUCGUAAAUUAUUUGCUUUUGAUAAUAACUCCGACAAUACUCGAUACACGUAAAAAAUUAUAGGUAACGAAAUUUGAGUUUUUUUUGUUAGCAAAAAUUUUACUUGUCUUUUGAUUUGUGUAUGAAUCAAAAUAACGAAGAUAGAAACGUUUAGGCCUAAAUUUUACUACCAGAACAAUGUAACACGAGCCCUUUACUAUGAAUACAAUGCUAUUAUCCUAAAAAAAUAAAGUAUUUGAAAGAUUAAAUGUAAAACAGUUUUAUAGCUCUUAAGCCAACCUGUGAAACCUUUUAAAUAGUUGGAUGUGCCUAAUAUCAUAAAAAUUGACAGUUAUUAAAAAAAUUAAUUUUUUUUCAAAAAAUUUUUGGAGUAUAAAUUUUGAUGCUAUCAACUUUUUCUGGAGCUCAUUUGAUUCCUAGGUAUUUCUAAGCAUGUACUUUGACAAGUAUUUAGUAAGUGUUACAUAAAAUGCAUUUCUUUCACGUUAUUUAAGCUUGAAUCCUUAGAUUUGAAUAGUCGCCGAAAAAAUAUACAUUUAAUUACCUAUAACUUACUUUAAAUUUACAUUAUUUUUAAGUAAGCAAUUUAUUAUAUUUUUUAUUAGCUUCAAUUUUAGUGAUGAAAGCUUUUUUGUAAAAACUUACAGUAUUGGAGUUAUUUAUGAAAAAUCGCUUUAAAGCAUGCAUUUUCUUUCACAAAAAUUAAAAUAUUUGAUCUUUAAUAACUCAAAAAGUAUUGAUUUAUUUUAAUUACAUUAUAUAACAAAUUUUGCUUAGAAUUUGUCCUUCUCUCGGUUUGUGGGGUUAUUUUUAAUAAAGUAAUUUUAACCCCCGAGAAGGGGUGACAUAUACCCCAGGCUAAAACCGCAAGUUGUUAUUGUUAAUUUUGUUUCUUGAGGUAUCCUUUAUCCGCUCACCAAUUUUCGUGAAAAUGAAUGGAGAUUUACCGAAAUCGAAGGCCAUAGUUGAUGUUUACCUUCAGUGACUGCACUAUAGAAAGAAAAUUGCAAUUCAAUAAUUGAGAUGCGUAUAUUUUGCAAUCUCAUAAAUCAUUAAACGAUAUGUAGUCGCCAAAUAAUUAAUUUAAAUUAUUUUAAGUACAUACUACUCUCUCUUAAGCCGGGAAUAUGGGAUGGUUUUCUUGCGAAGGGGAUGUAGCUCAAUAGUCGAAAUGCGCGUGAUUUAAGAGUUUAUUCUUAGAAUAUAAGCUAUACGAAUUAAACAACUAUUAACUUUUUUGUAAAAACUUACAGUUUUUCAGUGAUUUACGAAAAAUCGCUUUAAAACAUGCAUUUUUUUCACGAAUAAUUAAAAUCUUUGAUCUAUAAUAACUUAAAAAGUAUUGACUUAUUUUAAUAACUUUACGUAACAAAUGUUGCUUAUAAUUUAUCCUUUUAUUUAUUUAUGCAGUUAUUUUUUAUAAAAUAAUUUUCACCCCCGAGAAGGGGCGGUAUCCACCCUCAGGGUAAAAGCGCAAAAUGGCACCAUGUCACCUUUGUUUCUUGAGGUAUCUAACCACUGACCAAUUUUCGUGAAAAUCGAUGAAGGUUUACCGAAAUUGAAGGUAAUCGUUAAUUUUUACCUUCAGUGACUGCACUAUACAAAAUAAAUAGGGAGCUUAUAAAUUAUUAAAUGAUAUGUAGUCGCCAAAUAAUUAAUUUAAUGUAUUUUAAGUACAAUUCCCUCUUAAGCCGUGAAGAUAGGGUAGUUUUCUUGCGAAGGUGUUGUAGCUCAAUAACCGAAAUGCACGUGAUUUAAUAGUUUAUUCUUAGAAUAUAUAAGAUAUAGAAUUAUAUCCGCAAUACAAUAUAUUUUAAGUUUUCUCAGCAUUUUUCUCUUAAGUUAAAUCAAUUAAAGGGUUGUUUGGAGGUGAAGGGAAUGAGCUCAAAAAUCGAAACUGUAUCAUUUCAAGAGCUCAUAAAUAGCUUGUAAUUCUGCUGCUAAAAUCGAUUCAAUAUUCCUAUUUUUAAGUAGUGGUGGGGGCUGACUCAGCCCCCCCCCCACUAAAAUAUUAAAUUUCUGCUCAGUGGAACGAGCUCAAAAUUUUAAUUUACGGAAUAUGAGAGCUCAUAAAUAGCUCAUAAAUCAGGGCUAUUUGUUUUUUAAUUUUUGCAAGUUGGGGGGGGCAGCUCAACACGGGUGUAAAACCCAUUUAGCCACAAACUGAUUUGAAUCUCUCUUAUUAGUUCUUCUAGAGACGUUUGAAAUGCAUUCUGAUUCACUACUCCGUAUCGUUACACAGUGGCGGCGCAAGAUCAUAAUUUUAUAUGGGCAAUAUACAUUUUGCCAGGCCCUCUGCUCGCGCAUAAAGACAGAUUUUUUAAAAUAAAAAACAUGUAUCAUUUUCAUUAUUAAACUCUUGUUCGUGCAAAAUCUAGUCUACAACAAAUUUUUAAGAUAUUAAGACCAACCAACGUUAAAAAACAGUUUUAUCUAAAUAUUACAGGAACAGAAAUUUUCUUCUUUUUACACUGCUGAAUUGAUUAAUUAAGUGCUCCUAAUCUAGCUUGGAUGCUGCAUCAGCUGGAUAGAAAAAAUUGCGACCGCAGAAAGUCUUUCCAAGCAAGCAAGCAAUUUGAUUCAACCCGACUUGUGGUCCUAUGUGGUGACCUAUCGAAAAAGUACAUUCGGGUGUAACAAUUCAUUGGGGCGAGGUGUUUUGACCCGAGUCUAAAACAGGGAUCACCCCACCUCGCUCCAAUGCCCCAGGCUAUCCCUUCCCCCCUCCCCCCAUAGCACGCUGAUGCGCGAUGGGGGCACAACUAUCGUAGCCAAAUGCUCUUCACAAUGGAAUCCUGGGUAAUAAGAUUCCAAUGUGGUGCCCUAAUCGAAUUACAAAAACUAGGCCAGCGUGAAGCGCUCUAUGCCUUUAUCUUCUAUUUACUUAUCCGCGGUACUAAAAUUGCUUGCUUGGGCACCAAGUCAUUGUAUCAAGCCACACUGAGCUCGGUCCAAUGACUUGGUGCUCAAGAAUUUUAUGAUUUUUUUGUUUUUUAUGAUUUUUUUGGUGGCUUACGCCUUUUUUGGAUAUUUUUUUUAUAAUUGUCUUACCUUAAGGUUAUCGUGGUAUUGGACCUACGUUUGUGUUACGUUUUUCUUCGGCACUUGUUGUUUUCGAGCUACGAACCAUGCCACCGCACCGGUGGAAAGCGUCGUACCUUAGCAUCUCUCGCAGUAUUGGGCUUGGAUGGUGCUCCAGUUCUGCAAAUUUUUCCCUGGCCUUGUCUGUCAUCAUCUCCGUGACUCUAAAUUGCUGUAGUCCUCUGAAGAGGAAUCGUUCGGCUACGUAUUUUGGGACUUUGCCUGCUUCUCUUAGGCUAUUGUAGUGGACCGUCUGUAUCUUCUUUUUUGUUGUAUCACACACGUGUCCCCAUGCGAGAGAUGCGUACGUUAGUAUCGGAAGUAUUAUACUAUUUAUAAGCCUUAUUUUAGUUUUUAGUCUUAUUUUACUUUUCUUUUCUGUGAGUCCUCUCCGUGUUGCUCUUGCCAUGUUGGAUUUCUGGACUGUGGCUUCGUCAUGUUUCUUGAACGUUAAUCCUUUGUCCAUGAUGACUCCUAGGUAUUUGGCUUCGUCUUUCCACUCGAUGGGGAUGUUCUGCACCGUCAGUUGUUCUUCUGGCUGUUGUUUACCUUUCUUUUAUACUACCGCUUGCGUUUUCUCAUAGUUUUUGGCUAUCUUCCACUUUAUACUCCAUUCCUCGAUGUCUUCUAACGCUGUUUGCAGGUUGGUCACUGCUAUGUCUACGUUUCUGUGUUUGGCCGCUGUCGCUGUGUCGUCUGCGUAGAGGCUCAAAAGGGUACCUGGAGUUCUAGGUACGUCUGCGGUGUAUAUUGUGUACGGCAGGGGUGACAGGACUGCUCCCUGUGGUACUCCAGCCUCCGGGCUCCCGAGCUCGGACAGGACUUGUCCUAUCCGAACCCUGAAACUCCGGUCGCCAAGUACGAAGAGAUCAGCCUCGUCAUCGCCCCGCUAUACCCAUAGCCUCGCAUUUUAUAUUUAUAAAAAGUAUUUCCUGUGACAUCGUACUCCUUAAAUAAUCCUUAAUGAGUUUUAGUUUCCAGAAGCUCCUUUCAGCGGAUAUUGUACUUUUCGGUAUUGUUGAUAAUAUUCUAAUAACGAUGUAAAUGUUUGGGACAAUGGUCUAGUUAUACAAUGGUUUGGGUAUAUUUGUUUUAAGUUAUUAUCUGUAAUGUAUAGAAGCAACUGUUUCACGUCUGUUAUAAAAUUAGGUAAAUUAGGUACCAUUAUUUGUAAUUCUUCAUAUAAUUCGUAAGGUUGAAAGUCACUGCUCUCACCCACUCAUAGGAUUGUGUGUAAAUCUUGACAUUUUUUAAUACUUGAUCGUGUGGAGUAUUUUUUAAUUUACUUUUAUAUCAUACAGAAAACCGAAAUUUUUAUGAUGUUGAUUUAAAGCCAUAAAUCUCAAAUCCAUAUUGCUAAUAAUCGAAUCAAGUAUAGUGUUAAAAUGUUUGCUUCAUACCGGCUUUUGGGACACUGUAUAGGUUGUUUCUCGCGCUCUUAAUCAAAGACCCUUUUUAUUUUCGCUACACUUUUGUUUUUAAAUUCGUUAGGCAGAUCAUAACAGCUUCUGUCAAUAAAGUGUUGAGCAUCAGAUAAGCAUUUUUCAAAUCCAGUUUGGUGAUAUUCUUUGAUCCAGUCACAAAGUGUAUGAAAAUGUUUAAGGGCAAUGCUCAAAUGGAUCUGUACAGAUUGCCAUAGUGCUUAUCACAUUAACACGCGAUAGCAAUUCAUACCAUACAUGUGAAGAUAUUGCAAAUUCUAAACUAAGCAUUUCGUUUAAUACUGAAUCACAAUCACUAAUAGUGCAGUCACUGAAGGUGAAUAUGAGCUAUUACCUCCGAUUUCGUUGAACCUCCAUCGAUUUGCACGAAAAUUGGUGAGUGGUUAGAGGAUAUCUUGCGCUUUUACCCUGGAGGUGGAUGCCAAAAUUAUUUUAUAAAAAAUAACCCCACAAUUCAAUAGAGCGACAAAUUAUAAGCAAAAUUUGCUCUAUAAAGUUAUUAAAAUAAAUCAAAACUUUUUGAGUUAUUAAAGAUCAAAGAUUUUAAUUUAUCGUGAGAAAAAUGCACGUUUUUAACCGAUUUGUCAUAAAUAACUCAAAAACUAUAAGUUUUUACAAAAAAGUUAUUCUUGUCAAAAUUGAGGCUAAUAAAAAUCAAAUAAAUUCCUUACUAGAAAAACAAUUCAAUGUUAACUGAAGGUGAGUUAUAGGUAAUUAAAUGUAUAUUUCUUUCGUCGAGUACCCAAAUCUAAGUAUUCAAGAUUAAAUACCGGGAAAAUGAUGCAUUUUAUAACAUAAACUUAUUAAACAUCUGUCAAAUCUCAUUGAAAUUUCUAUCAAAUAAGUGCUCGAACAAGUUGAUAGCAUUAAAGUUUAUGCACCAAAAAUGUUUCAAAAUGUAUCUUUUAAAAAAUUUUCUAAAAAAUGUUAUUGUUUUUUUGUAAAUAACUCCGUUAAAUUUUAAAGUAGCAAGUUCAUCUAAUAACUGGUUAAAAUUUUAUUCCAAGAGCUAUUCAAAAACGUCAAAAUAGUCAUUUAUACCUCUUACUUUUUCAAAAAUAAAAGGUUAAAUGGCCCCGGUUACAUGGUUCUCGCAGCAAAAUUGAAAUUUUAAACGUUUCUAUCUCGGUUAUUUUUUACUCUACGAAAAUAGUAAAAUGGGUAAAGUAUUUGCUACAGAAAAAACUAAAAUUUUAGUUAUUUAUCAUUUUUUACGUAUAUUGAGUAUUUUUGGAGUUAUUAUCAAAAGAAAAUGAAAAGUACGAUAACUCUAAAAAUUCUGAUUUUUUAAAAUUAUACCUUUUUUUCAAAAAUAUGCAUUCUAAACCGGUCAAAUUUGUUGAAAUAAUUAAGUAUGAUAACAUAAAGAAAUUCUUGUGAGGAUUACUACAAAUUUUAAUUUUUGCGGAAAUGGCGUAUGUUUAGUUUUUAACUUUUUCCUAAAAAAGUCGAAAGGGUUCUCUUAUUUUCAUCAUAACUUGCUUAAUUUUGACGCUAUUAACUUCUACUGAAGCUCAUUUGAUAGGUAUUCCAAAGUACUUUGACAAGUGCUUAACAAGUAUAAAAUGCAUCGUUUUCCCGUUAUGUAAGCUUGAAUACUUAGAUUUGAGUACUCGUCGAAAAAAAUAGACAUUUAUACCCAUAACUCACUUUAAAAUAACAUUAGUUUAGUUCUUUAAGUAGGGAGUGUAUUAAAUUUUUUAUUAUCUUUAAUUUUGGUAAUAAUAACUUUUUUACAAAAGCUUAUAGUUUUUGAGUAAUACGUGAAAAACAGCUUUAAAACAUGCAUUUUUUUAAGAAAAAAUAAAAUCUUUGAUAUUUAAUAACUCAAAAAGUAUUGCUUUAUGUUAAUAACUUUUUAUAACAAAUUUUGCUUAGAAGUUUCCCCUCUAUCGAUUUCUGGUAUUAUUUUUAAUAAAAAAAUUUCACCCACGAGAAGGGGUGGCAACCACCCCAGGGUAAAAGCGCAAGUUAACAUCAUGUCACCUUUGUUCCUUGAAGUAUCUUCUAACUACUUACCAAUUUUCAUGAAAAUCGAUGAAGGUUCAACGAAAUCGGAGGUGAAAACCUUCAGUGACUCCACUAUAAGAGUGUCUGAUUGAUAUGUUUGAUUUUUCAAACUUUCUAUCCAUCCUACAACAUCAUCAAACUGAAAUAGUAUGGACUUAACUGUCUCGAUUCUGCUUUCACAUCUCGUGUCCGAUAAAGGCUUCAUGGUAAAUUUUAAUUUAUCUUUGACCAAUUCCCAGCGUUUUCUAAAACCUGGUUCUGGUUAAUCUGCGUACCAGUUCCUUCCAUUCUCCUCUGUUUCUUGCUUUGUUUUCACUUCCCCCCAACUUAAGCCGAUUCUGUUGUGUUCUCUGGUUACUGUUUUCUGCAGUAUUAUCUGGUUGUCUCCUCUUCCUUGUCCCCUCAGGUUGAUAUUCGAGUGCUUGUCUUGUGAUAUUACUAGGAUCUUUUCUUAACGUAUGGCCGAUCCAUUUCCAUUUCUUCUGUCUGAUUGUUGUUAUUAUACUGGUUUCUUUCGUUCGUUUCCAUAGUUCUUCAUUAGUUAUUUUAUUAGGCCACUAAAUUUUUAGGAUCUUUCUUAAGGACCUAUUUACAAAAGUAUGCAGCCUUUUUUGUGCUUUCGUCGUGCUUCCAAGCUUCUGCUCCGUAGAGUAAUAUGCUUUUUACACAAGCAUUAAAUAUAUUGAUUUUUGUUGACUCUGUUAUUUCACUCCUUUGCCAGAUUUUAUUUAACGCAUUGAAGGCGAAUUGUGCCUUCGUUAUACUUGCCUGUAUGUCUUUCAUGCACCCUCCUUUUCUUUCCAUGAUUGAUCCCAAAUAAAUGAAUUUAUCUACUUCUUCAAUUUCUUUGUCUGUAGACCAUACUAUCUUUUCUAAGUCGAUAAAACUUAAAUAUAUGUCUUUCUGCCAUUCAUUGGAUAACUAGGGAUCCCGUAACUGUCAUCUGGUAUAUAGUCCUUAGGCGCUAGCUCUUCUUCUUAUCGUUUUAGCUGAAAUAAUUACACCUGUAGCUUCUAAAAGCUACAAGUUUUAAAUACAUGCUGAAUCCAUAUAAGUUUGGUUGUGUAUAUUACGCUGCGAAUAAGGCGCUAACAUUAUUGUUAUGUUGGAUUCAGCCAAAUAUUAAUUGUAUUAAAUAUAUGUGUUUUUAAAAAUAUAGCUUGCAUUCAUU